AUGGUUUCUCAGAAAGUAAUUUGGACGUCAUCUAAGAUUAUUGCUCGCUUAGGAAAAGAAAUCAAUGAUGAGAGUUCAUACCUUUACUGGGCAUACAAGAAUAACAUCCCAGUGUUCUGUCCUGCCAUUACCGAUGGCUCAAUAGGGGAUAUGUUAUACUUUCACUCCUUUCGCAGCCCCCCAGGUUUGGUUGUUGACAUAACGCAAGAUGUCAGAGCCAUGAAUGAUGAAGCUGUCAAUGCCAGUCCGAGGAAAACAGGUAUGGUAAUUCUAGGAGGAGGACUGCCUAAGCAUCACAUAUGCAACGCAAAUAUGAUGCGCAAUGGUGCAGAUUUUGCCGUCUACAUUAAUACUGCACAAGAGUUUGAUGGGAGUGACUCUGGAGCCCGUCCUGAUGAGGCUGUAUCUUGGGGGAAAAUACGAGCCAAUGCUAAAACUGUUAAGGUACACUGUGAUGCUACCAUUGCUUUCCCUCUGGUGGUUGCAGAAACAUUUGCUCAAAGACAAAGCAAAUCCGUUAAGUCUAAGAGUGCCAACUCAAUAUUAGACAAUUCCAACGGGAUUAUGAAAUAGCUUCUUUCCGUAUGCUUUAAUUGUAUGCAAGUCUGCUUUGUUUUAUAGUUCUGCUGGAACUUGAUCAUGGUCUUGAGAGUUGGGGGACUAUAAGAAUAAGUUAAAGUGAGCAUGAAAGAACUGUGAGAGCAAAUAUGGUUAAUUAGAUAAUUCAUGUCAUGUUUAUGAGUCAUUUAAUUGCUUGUAUUGUUGUGCUUCUGGAGAUAAAAAACUGUAAUUUCCUGUGGUGUUCAAGUUGUGACUAGCUAGUUUCUUUAUGAUCAAAGUCAAACCAUAUCUCACUAUGUCAAGAUCUACAUUACUACUAAAGGGUUUAAAACUGAUUUAGUGGAUUGUACUUGAAGAACACGAAAUAUGAGUAAUAAUGACCUUUU
Pistacia vera is the source of this 947-nucleotide messenger RNA. RefSeq names its product deoxyhypusine synthase-like. Gene Ontology annotation, molecular function: deoxyhypusine synthase activity. NCBI's taxonomy places the organism in Eukaryota, Viridiplantae, Streptophyta, Magnoliopsida, Sapindales, Anacardiaceae. The coding region runs from base 1 to 573 and encodes 190 amino acids. The record is from RefSeq and is a predicted model, not a curated record. Gene Ontology annotation, biological process: peptidyl-hypusine biosynthetic process. Gene Ontology annotation, cellular component: cytoplasm. The transcript is spliced from 4 exons.